ACUUUGUGUGAACUAGAGUCGCAUAGCACCCGGAUAUGGCGGCCGAUAUAGGCGAUGCUGGCGAAGUCGUUAAGUGAACCAUUCUCACUUGAAUCUCUCUGAAGCUCUAUCUUUAGGUAGCAAAAACAGCACGACUUCCCAUGUGAGUAUAUCGUCUUGAAAAGGAGAUUCUCUACGAGCGGUUAGCUUUUCUCGAGCUCGAAAAUAUGCCUUUCCACGACGCAGAACCCUUUGACAGCUGAUGUUUUGCUCCUGACGUGUCGUUCUUGUUUAGCACCUGCGAAGAGCAUUUGGAUCAGGCAGCACCCGCUACAACCACACAUACACUCUAGCGUUCCAUCUGGCAAGCAAGUGGACGUGUUCAAAAAGCUGCGAAAAGAGUAAACCUACUCGCUGAAUUUAAGGCAUAUAGAGUUGUUUUGUGUCGUGCUCUGAAUCCUUCAGGAUUUCGCAAUGCAUUCGUUGUGGACACGGUUGCAUGCGAUCUUGGCUUGUAUGCUGAGCGCGCUAACUGCUAUGACGUUCGUGUUCUUCUUAUCGACAGCGUUCAAUAAUUAUGCGACAGAUGUCAAAUUGUCUACCGUCAAAGUAGUUGUCAAAAGUGUGCCAGAUUAUACGGUAUCCAAAGAGGAACUAGAUCUCGGCGUGAUCACAUUCGACAUCGAUGCCAAUUUGACUGAAGUCUUUAACUGGAACGUGAAACAGCUCUUCCUUUACCUUGCGGCUGAAUACGAAACGAAAACGAACAAAGUCAAUCAGGUUGUAUUAUGGGAUAAAAUCAUUCAACGUGGCCAGGACCCAAUCCUCAAGCUUCAGAACCUGCAUAGCAAAUACUAUUUCUGGGACGAUGGCCGCGGAUUACGAGACAUUCCAGUAAAGCUUAGCCUCAACUGGAACGUAAUCCCUAACGCUGGAAUUUUACCAAAUUUUGCUGGUCUUGGAUCACACGUUUUUAAGUUUCCCGUCGAGUACUCAAAAAACGCACGGAUAUAGGUCAAUCAUUAACCAUUCCCAGCUUGUGUAAAUAAUACACCCGAAAAAUAUAUGAAUCUAUGUUAAAACGCAAACGAAAACAUUUUCAUUGUACGGACAGAACGACUUCGAUUUUUGCCCAAAUAUUAGAAUAAUACCCUAAUUGCAAUAUGAUCUAUGUAAACAAAAAAAAGCGAUAAAAAUAUGAUGUUCAUGAGUAAAAUUUGAUCAUUUGUUCGUAUAGCAAGUGAAACGACGUCGCGUGAUUAGCGUUGAGGGGGGGGGACAAAGGCGUCAUGGUGUUCCGAAUACCUACAUCCUCUUCACCGGUACAACUUCCCGCUAGAAUACAAUUAGAUUUUAUUAGGUAUACACCGGAAAAAAUUAUCAAUUAUUUAUGCAAUCUGACCAAAUUCUCUACUAGGUGUGCCUGACGUGCGAAAAAAAGCUGCUGGUGAACGUAGCGAAGUGUCGUCCCAGAAUGGGCUAUAUGAAGAUGGUGCGAAAGUGAACAAGUGAAUGUUACAAUGAUUUCAUAAGCUAGUGCGGUAUCGAGUGUUUCUUAUAUAACAAUAAUAAAAAUAUAAUUUAGGUGAAUUGUUGUACUAAAAAAACAUGAUGUUACCUCUUCGCAGCCGCAGAACCGAACGAGAAAACAGGAUGUGGAAUAGGUUAGAAAAUGAGCUAACAAUGUAAGGCAAUUACGUGUAAUAAAGAUAUAUAUAUAUAUAAGAUAACAAAGU
Varroa destructor (honeybee mite) is the source of this 1715-nucleotide messenger RNA. RefSeq names its product Signal peptidase complex subunit Spase22-23 (gene Spase22-23). Gene Ontology annotation, biological process: protein targeting to ER. Gene Ontology annotation, cellular component: signal peptidase complex; membrane. The record is from RefSeq and is a predicted model, not a curated record. NCBI's taxonomy places the organism in Eukaryota, Metazoa, Arthropoda, Arachnida, Mesostigmata, Varroidae.